ACUUUCUACUUCGUUUUCUCUAGAUUUUCAUGUAAAGUGAUGUUUUCCUUUUCUUGUUCAUUGCGAUCUUGAAUCUUGAUCAUCACACUCAUAGUUAGAUAUUGUGCGCAUGCAACAUCACACUGUUCCGGGUUGGAAAAGCUAAACAUCAUUUUACACAAUGGGUUAUAUAGGCGCUCAUGGCAUUAAUGCACUGCAUAGAUACAAGUACAGUGGAGUUGAUCACUCUUAUGUUGCAAAAUAUGUCCUACAACCCUUUUGGACUCGAUUUGUUACUUUCUUCCCUCUUUGGAUGCCGCCUAAUAUGAUUACACUCACAGGAUUCAUGUUCCUACUCGUCUCUGCAGUGCUUGGCUAUAUAUAUUCACCUCAUUUGGAUUCUCCGCCACCAAGAUGGGUUCAUUUUGCUCAUGGACUACUUCUCUUCUUGUACCAGACUUUUGAUGCUGUUGAUGGAAAACAAGCUAGACGGACAAAUUCUUCUAGUCCAUUAGGAGAACUUUUUGAUCAUGGAUGUGAUGCACUUGCAUGUGCGUUGGAGGCCUUGGCUUUUGGGAGCACUGCCAUGUGUGGAAGAAAUACAUUUUGGUUCUGGGUGAUUUCAGCUGUUCCGUUUUACUGUGCAACUUGGGAGCACUAUUUCACCAACACCCUAAUCCUUCCAGCAGUAAAUGGGCCUACAGAGGGUCUCAUGUUGAUAUAUACAGCACAUUUCUUUACAGCUAUCGUUGGUGCAGAGUGGUGGGUCCAGGAUUUUGGGAAGUCUAUCCCUCUCCUGAGUUGGGUUCCUUUUAUAAAUGGAGUCACUACCUAUGGAGCUGUUUUGUUGUUUAUGGUACUUUUUGCUGUUAUACCCACUGUCUCAUUCAAUGUACAGAAUGUUUAUGAGGUUGUACAAUCGAGAAAAGGAAGCAUGCUAAACGCCUUGGCUAUGCUUGUUCCAUUUGGCGUGCUGUUGGGGGUAAUCCUUCUCUGGGAUUGUAUGUCUCCAUCUAAUUUAAUCGUAAACUACCCACAUAUGGUUGUGAUGGGAACUGGACUAGCAUUUGGAUUCCUUGUGGGAAGGAUGAUAUUGUCUCACUUGUGCGAUGAACCUAAGGGAUUGAAAACCAGUAUGUCCAUGUCUUUGUUUUAUCUUCCGCUUGCAAUUGCAAAUACGCUCACGGCCCGGUUAAAUGAUGGAACUCCGCUGGUUGAUGAGAAAUGGGUUCUUCUUGGUUUCUGUACAUACACAGCUGCACUGUAUCUGCACUUUGCGACAUCAGUGAUUCAUGAAAUAACAGCAGCUCUCGGAAUCUACUGUUUUAGAAUUACAAAGAAAGAGGCUUGAGACGUGUUCAUGUUCCAUAGUAAUUAAGGUUUACGAUGGUCUUUGCGCUACUGCUAAUGAUGUCUUAACACUGAGCUUGAGCUGAAGAUAAGUUAUGAAGAUGUAACUAGACUUGACCAUUAUGUGCCUUGUUUGUGUAUCAUUUAGUUCUUAAUUUUAGAUUUAAUUAAGCUUAAAAGAUGGUUUUCUUAUGAUUGUCUAUUGUCUUAAGGGCCGUUUACCAACA
Messenger RNA from Cynara cardunculus var. scolymus (artichoke), 1556 nucleotides. Its product is annotated as choline/ethanolaminephosphotransferase 1-like. Gene Ontology annotation, molecular function: phosphotransferase activity, for other substituted phosphate groups. The transcript has 20 exons. Gene Ontology annotation, biological process: phospholipid biosynthetic process. NCBI's taxonomy places the organism in Eukaryota, Viridiplantae, Streptophyta, Magnoliopsida, Asterales, Asteraceae. The coding region runs from base 161 to 1330 and encodes 389 amino acids. Gene Ontology annotation, cellular component: membrane. The record is from RefSeq and is a predicted model, not a curated record.